Molecule: messenger RNA, 2562 nt
Organism: Penicillium angulare
Lineage: Eukaryota; Fungi; Ascomycota; Eurotiomycetes; Eurotiales; Aspergillaceae
Product: glycoside hydrolase family 18 protein
Exons: 10
Coding region: 1-2562 (853 amino acids)
Biological process (GO): carbohydrate metabolic process
Molecular function (GO): chitin binding; hydrolase activity, hydrolyzing O-glycosyl compounds
Source: RefSeq, a predicted model, not a curated record
AUGUGUGCUGCAGCCAAUGGGGAUUCUGUGGCACAACCGAAGACGUGCGGCCUGCGCUUCGAGUUGGAGAAGCGUCGUAUUGCGUACUACGAGACAUGGGCAGAUACCAAGGACUGUGACUCUUUCCGUCCCGAGGAUAUCCCUGUGAAGGCUUUGACACAUCUGAACAUUGCUUUUGGUGGUAUUAAAAAUUCCAAGGUCACCAUUGAUAGCUCUGAAAUAAUCCAGCGAAUGGUUAAACUAAAAAGAAAAAAUCGCUCACUUAAGCUUAUCAUCGCUAUUGGUGGAUGGGCUUUCAGCGAUCCUGGGCCAACGAGGACUGCCUGGUCUGAUAUGGCUUCUAGCGAAGAUAAUCGGUCAACUUUUAUAAAGAGCGUGAUGAGUCUCCUCGACACAUACGAUCUCGAUGGUAUUGAUCUCGAUUGGGAGUAUCCCGUUGCCGAUGAUCGUGGUGGAAAGGAUUCAGAUUACAAAAACUACGUGUCUCUGCCAAAGGAAAUGCAGCAUUUUGAUGUUGCAGGUCUUGAGCCCAAUGUGGAUUGGUUCAACCUCAUGAGUCACGACAUGCGCGGAAAAUGGGACCAAGAGAAUGAGUGGACUGGUCCAUACGUGUUUGGCCACACAAAAGUCACCGAGAUUGAGAAUGGCGUAGAUCUCUUGCGAAGAAACGACAUCGAUUUAUCAAAAGUCAAUCUCGGAAAGGGCUUUACGGGAGAACUUUCACUCUUGACGACGACACGUGUAACGAGCCAGGUUGUGUCUUUAGCGAUGCUGGCGUGCGUGGAGAAGAUUAUGGCUCGCCAGCAUCGAUUGAAUGAGAAAACAAUUCGAUACGAUGAGGAGAGCGGUGUCCGAUAUAUGAUCUAUGACGGCAAUCAGUGGAUCACUUAUGAUGAUGAGACCAGCUUUAAGAAGAAGCGAGAAAUGCUAGAUAAAGAGUGUUUUGGAGGUGUUAUGAUUUGGGCCAUUGACCAAGACACCAACGACUUCCAGGCAUUAACCGCUCUACUUGGUGACAAAUACGUCGCAGGCAGUCUUCCCGAAGGUGGUGAUCUCAGUGACGAAGAAAAAGAGGCUCUCGUCGACGAAAUGAGUGGACUCACUGGAGAUAAAUGCUAUGUCACUACGGGCUGUGUCGGGGCAAAAGCAACGAUCGAAGGGAACUCGAAGUGUAAUACAGGCGACGUGACUGUGGCGUACGUACAUUCGCCAGGUGAAGCUCCGUUUGAUCUGUACGGGCCUCUAUCCCAUAACUCCCAAGCUUGUGCUAAGGGGACAUACAAGCGAGUAUGUUGUCCUGCCAAGACGCCCGCCGUCAACUGCAAAUGGGAGGGUGCCCCAGGGGGAGACUCGACAAAGUGCACAGGCGGGGAAGCUGAAAACACUUGUGGCAAUGGAAGGUUUGAACUCUUCACAGACCGAUAUACGGAUGCCGAUGGUGGCAGCAAGUGCUCCGGGGACUCAAAAAGAUCCCUCUGCUGUGACGGGCCGCCUGAGAUGCAGAAAUGUCACUGGUCUCCAUGCACCGUAUUCGGUACUUGCUCGAGUGGUUACGCUCAACGAAUCGCCACCAGGGGCGAUUUUUGUGAAGAUGGAUCGUUUCAAAAUUUAUGUUGUGAGCUUGAUGCUGCGCUUGACAAUUGUGGCUGGGUACCGGAACUCGAAAAGGUGAAAGACAAUUUAGUGAAAUUCCCAGAUGCAGCGGAAUGCUCCAGAAGAUCCUGUCCAUCAACCCAGCUUACCGCGGCUAAAGCCAUAUUACCCGAUAAAGCGGGUGGACGUAUCGCACCCUGUGCGACAAACAACGAUGAUGACCCACAUGGGCCAGAUGAAACUGACUUUGGUGAUGAUCCUUACGGAUUAAUCGUGUUGGAUGGAGAUGAAGAUGCCCUUCAAGGAGAGUUUCCCAGUGACUUUGCUUUCACCCAUGCCGAAGAUGGAUCAGGAAAUCCCAUCCAGAAGCGAGAGUUUCUCACCCGUGAUGAACCUAAUGUGGUGGACUGGGCCUUUGAGCACGAGGAGUCAUCCCACCUUGUGUACUGCCGGAAGGAUCGAGAAGCCGCUUGUGAUAAGGUAUUCAAAGGAGGUGCUCCAGAUACCAUCAUAUCCCUCCCUAGACAUAUCGGGUCUGGCCCUUAUGCGCGUAUCAUCUCGAUGGAGCCAGUUGGAGAGACUGAUCUCUCGGAUUUCCACAUCAAAAAACGUGCUCGCUUUGAAUUGAUUCGCCGAGAAGAUGCAACCGUCAACGUUCGCAUUGAUUACACAAACCCGGUGCCAUACUGGGACUGGAUGACUGGCCCUGAAUCUGUCGGUGGAAAGAGCAAACGAGAGUUGCGUCACGAGAAGCGCUGGUGGGGCGAGUAUCCCGACUGGAUUAAGAGGUUUACAACCCUUCGCAACUAUGACAAAGGAAAACUGCCUAUGUCCAUCCACAAGACAAUACUACUAUAUAGUAGACGGGCUCAGUAUAGGCAUGGCAACGUCGAUCUGAAGGCUGGGUUAGACGUCACAUUAGACGCUAAAUUUGACAUGAAUGCGCGUUACUGGACGAAAACCGCUUGA